Molecule: messenger RNA, 3339 nt
Organism: Crotalus tigris (Tiger rattlesnake)
Lineage: Eukaryota; Metazoa; Chordata; Lepidosauria; Squamata; Viperidae
Gene: ATP6V1B2
Product: ATPase H+ transporting V1 subunit B2
Exons: 14
Coding region: 26-1612 (528 amino acids)
Biological process (GO): proton transmembrane transport; ATP metabolic process
Cellular component (GO): proton-transporting V-type ATPase, V1 domain
Molecular function (GO): ATP binding; proton-transporting ATPase activity, rotational mechanism
Source: RefSeq, a predicted model, not a curated record
AGAAAGGCGGGGGGGAAGAGAGCGGAUGACGCAGAGCGCUUAUAUCAGCGCCUGCGCAGUCACGCGGCAGUCCAGACGGGGCAAGAUGGCGGCGAUGCGGGGGUUGCGGGGGUUGGUGAACGGCGCCGUCUCGGAGCUGAGCGGCGGAGGCGCCAUGCGGGAACAGGCGGCCGCCGUCAGCCGCGAUUACCUCUCCCAGCCCCGCCUCACAUAUAAAACAGUAUCUGGAGUUAAUGGACCGCUCGUAAUCUUGGAUCAAGUGAAGUUUCCCAGGUAUGCAGAGAUUGUGCAUUUGACACUGCCCGAUGGAACAAAGAGAAGUGGACAAAUCCUAGAAGUCAGUGGAUCCAAAGCUGUAAUUCAGGUGUUUGAAGGAACUUCGGGAAUCGAUGCUAAGAGAACAUCUUGUGAAUUCACCGGGGACAUCCUUCGAAGCCCUGUGUCCGAAGAUAUGCUUGGACGUGUGUUUAAUGGCUCAGGGAAACCUAUCGACCGAGGUCCUGUAGUCUUGGCUGAAGACUACCUUGAUAUUAUGGGUCAGCCUAUCAAUCCUCAGUGUCGAAUCUACCCAGAAGAAAUGAUCCAGACUGGCAUUUCUGCUAUCGAUGGGAUGAACAGUAUUGCCAGAGGCCAGAAGAUCCCCAUUUUCUCAGCUGCUGGGCUGCCCCAUAAUGAGAUAGCGGCUCAGAUCUGUCGCCAGGCAGGCUUGGUGAAGAAAUCCAAAGAUGUGGUGGACUACAGUGAUGAGAACUUCGCCAUUGUAUUUGCUGCGAUGGGAGUGAACAUGGAAACAGCCCGAUUUUUCAAAACCGACUUUGAAGAAAAUGGGUCCAUGGACAACGUGUGCCUGUUCUUGAAUUUGGCUAACGAUCCGACCAUUGAACGGAUAAUCACUCCUCGCCUUGCGCUGACCACAGCAGAGUUCUUGGCUUAUCAGUGUGAGAAGCACGUACUGGUCAUUCUGACAGAUAUGAGCUCCUACGCAGAAGCUCUGAGAGAGGUCUCAGCUGCCAGAGAAGAAGUCCCAGGCCGGCGGGGUUUUCCUGGCUACAUGUACACAGAUUUGGCCACAAUCUAUGAGCGAGCUGGGCGAGUAGAAGGCAGGAGCGGGUCCAUUACACAGAUUCCCAUUCUUACUAUGCCCAAUGAUGACAUAACGCAUCCUAUUCCUGAUUUGACGGGCUAUAUUACCGAAGGCCAAAUCUACGUAGACAGACAGCUGCACAACCGGCAGAUUUACCCACCCAUCAAUGUACUUCCCUCUUUGUCUCGAUUAAUGAAGUCUGCUAUUGGUGAAGGAAUGACCAGAAAAGAUCAUGCUGAUGUAUCAAACCAGCUGUAUGCCUGCUAUGCCAUUGGGAAGGAUGUCCAAGCCAUGAAGGCCGUAGUAGGAGAAGAAGCACUUACUUCUGAUGAUCUUCUGUACCUUGAAUUUCUGCAGAAGUUUGAGAGGAACUUCAUUGCUCAGGGGCCCUAUGAAAACCGCACUGUUUACGAAACGCUGGAUAUUGGAUGGCAACUGCUACGUAUUUUCCCCAAGGAGAUACUGAAGAGAAUUCCCCAGAGCAUCUUGGCAGAAUUUUAUCCCCGAGACUCCACCGCAAAACAUUAGCUUGCACCCUGUUGCUCCCCCAAAAAUACUUUUUUUCCUUCCCUUGUGUUGGUGUUUACUUGUCAGCCCCUGUAAUUAAACCAAGAAUAAGUGACAUAUUUGUGCCAGUGUUGCUGAUGUUUGAAGCUGAUAACAGAGUUUAAAAUAUGCUCCUUUUCAAACACUGGUAUCUUGAGUGGUUUACAUAUGCUGGGAAGAAAUAGUUUAUUUUUAGAAUUUUCUUUGCUCUCCUGCAAGCGUUUUAUUUUUUUUCUUCCCUCCUCCCCCCCUUUAUGUGGUCUUGAAGGAAGAAAGUACACAGAGCUGGCUGCUGUGCCAUUUUCGGACUGUUGGGAGCAUGAGAAAACUCAUCUAGUCGUGGAGGGAAAAUCUAGACCCAUCCCCCCAAAGUUGAGAAAAGUUGCAUUUCUUGGUCAGGCCGUCCUUGUCCACUUGGGAGUUUUGGUCCACUCUUAAACCCUCCGGCUGACCAACGGGCAAGAGAAAGCCACUCCACAGUUUACGAUGGUUCCUGGUAGCAUUACAAGCCCACAAAGCGCCAUUCGCUUCAGCUACCGUAUGGCUAGGAAAUCGCCCAACAGUGAUUUUGCAGUAUUUGCACAUCCUGUUGCUUGCCCAGGAAAAGUACAGGAUUCCUACCUCUUCUGUGAAAACUUGGCAUAGGGACUCCUUUCCAGGUGGUCAGUCCCGUUGCCCAGUUGCAUCUGCACGUGUAUGCAGUUGUGGACGUAAAUAUGAAACAGCAGCAAAACGGGGGAGGUUUCCUCCCCCCCCUGUUUUUUUUCUAAGCUUCCUUGCAAAGUAAUCAAGGCAGAGGACAAUGUUGGCGAGGGUGAGGAUGCCUGCAGCUAACGAGUAUCUUGUUUGGUACAUCAGUCUUCAGAAUACUCUGAAAAGGACCCCAAGUUUUCCAAGUGCAGCACGCCCUUAUGUGUCUGAACUGAGGAGUGUUUGCUUCAAAUAUGCGUAGAUUAUGUCCAAGUUAGAACAAGGGGUCCUCACGUUCAAUUCCUCAUGAUCCAGAAAGUAAGAAGCCACAUUGAACAUGGCAACGGGCUAUUUUAAAUUCUGUUCCUGAGAAACCCUUGGGAAGGUAUUUAGGUUUGAACCCAACCCCAAGCUUGGAUUUUUUUUUUUAUAAACCAUCUUCUGAAGGUGAAGCUCCCUAGCUGUUGUGCACAGUUCUAAACAUUGCUCGGGCACCAGGUGGUGGAUGGCGUUGACAACCCAAUGCUUCUGUAGAAUGGGGUUGUGUGGAUUUCCAAGCCCAGAGGCAAACAUGAGGUACCUUUUCACCUUGAUUCUGGUUUCCAGCCUAUUCCUGGGGGCUUCUCCCACCGCUCCCAAUUUGGGUGAUCCAGAUCGUUAACUACAGGACAACAACCCAGAUCCCAGCUAGGUGUUGCUUGGAGAGGUUGGCGAUGGUUCAGGCUGCAAAGACUGUCGGUUCCAACGUGUCACCCCUUCGAUCCUCUCACGCUUUGUCCUACGCAGAUCUUUGUACUGUUUCAUUCUGUGUGCUCUGUAACUUGGGUGCAGUAGCCUUUAUUUUUUUCCCCUCCCCCUGUACUCUGAUGCAUUCCAUCGAAGUUGUGUCAAUUCUAUUUUUCUCUGAAUCUGAGGAGGGUUGGGAAUCACGGGGAAAUAGCAUGGAAAUAUUUUAAUGUAGAAAAAACUGUGAUACCUGAAUAAGUUAAACAUGAUCAAUAAAUGUUAAAAGAAAAUGG